UCGUGAUUCCAAUUGUUUGAUAAAACUUUAAGGGCAAAAAGCGUGAAUCUUCUCGCUUUCAGCGGAUCAUCCCUUCCCUUUCUUGCUUUCACAGAAUCAUCCUUGGCUCCCCUCUCUCUUCUCUCUCUGUACAUUUUGAAUCUCUCUCUCUCGACGAAUGGAGAGCGUGGCUCUGAGUUCAGUUACCACAGUCAGAUUUUACCCUUCUCUCUCCUCUCCAUCAUUCAGACGCUGGAUUCCCCCCUCAUACAAGGCGCCACCAUUGUCCCCCUCUUAUCGCCGGCCCCUCUCUCUCUCUUACUCCUUCAUCUCCUACCCCUCUUUCUAUCUCUUCAAUCUCUCUCCUCAUCCCCCAUCUCUAUCCUCCAUUCGCAGCUCGCCUCGCUGUGUCUCAGCAGUUGCAGAGGCCAAUAGAGAGAAAACCACAACGCACGGAGCAAAGCCCCUCCCCUUCAUCUUAUCGGUGGCAGUUGGCCUCGUAGUUAGAUACCUUGUCCCCAAGCCAGUAGAAGUAACAACGCAGGCAUGGCAAUUGCUUUCUAUUUUCUUAUCCACCAUUACAGGCCUGGUGCUGAGCCCUUUACCAGUUGGGGCGUGGGCCUUUAUGGGCCUCACCACCGCUGUCAUAACAAGGACUCUCUCCUUCUCUUUAGCAUUUGAAGCCUUCACAAAUGAGGUGAUCUGGUUAAUCGUGAUAUCUUUCUUCUUUGCUCGUGGGUUCGUUAAGACACGGCUUGGUGAUCGAAUUGCCAAUUACUUUGUGAAAUGGCUUGGAAAAAGCACCCUUGGGCUCUCUUAUGGGCUCACAAUUAGUGAGGCUCUGAUCGCUCCUGCUAUGCCGAGCACUACAGCAAGAGCGGGAGGUGUGUUCUUGCCCAUUAUAAAGUCACUUUCCCUUUCAGCAGGAAGUGAGCCUGGGCAACCGUCUUCAAAGAAGCUUGGAUCCUACUUGGUCCAGUCACAAUUCCAGUCUGCUGGCAACUCAAGUGCACUUUUCCUAACUGCUGCAGCUCAAAAUCUAUUGUGUCUGAAAUUAGCAGAGGAACUUGGUGUGAAAUUUGCAAGUCCAUGGGUUUCCUGGUUCAAAGCAGCAAGUUUACCAGCUAUUGUUUCCCUUCUGGCUACUCCAUAUUUACUGUACAAAAUCUUCCCUCCAGAAAUCAAAGACACGCCAGAUGCACCUUAUAUGGCAACAAAAAAGUUGGAAGAGAUGGGCCCUGUGACAAAGAAUGAAUGGGUUAUGGUUGCUACCAUGCUGCUUGCUGUGUCCCUUUGGGUCUUUGGUGAAUCUCUCGGUAUACCAAGUGUGGUUGCAGCGAUGCUUGGGUUAUCUUUGCUUUUGUUACUUGGGGUGCUUGAUUGGGAUGACUGCUUGAGUGAGAAAUCUGCAUGGGACACAUUGGCUUGGUUCGCAGUCCUUGUGGGGAUGGCAGGUCAACUGACAAACCUCGGAAUCGUGUCAUGGAUGUCAAGCUGUGUUGCCAAGUCUCUUCAAGCUUUCUCAUUAAGCUGGCCUGCUGCUUUUUGCGUUCUACAAGCAGCUUAUUUCUUCAUCCACUAUCUAUUUGCAAGUCAAACUGGACAUGUGGGGGCCUUAUAUUCUGCAUUUCUAGCCAUGCACUUAGCAUCUGGAGUGCCUGGUGCAUUAGCAGCGCUUGCAUUGGCCUAUAACACAAAUCUCUUUGGUGCAUUGACUCAUUUUAGCAGUGGUCAGGCUGCUGUGUAUUACGGAGCGGGCUAUGUAGAGCUUCCAGACGUUUUCCGGCUUGGCUUCAUCACUGCCAUGUUCAAUGUUCUUAUAUGGGGAGUCGUGGGUACAUUCUGGUGGAAGUUUUUGGGACUCUAUUGAGCUUGCCUCUCAAACAGAUUCUUUCUGUUAACCAAAGGUAUCGGUCUUGGCUAUUCAAAUUUGGAGGCAUUGAAUUAUCUGAAGAAUCUGCCAAUUUUUUGUUUUCUAGAGAUUCAUAAUCCAAUUGAGGUUUUUCCUAUUUAUUUCUACCUCCAGCAUGUUGUGAUUGGAAGUGAGUGCCUCGAUACAGAUUUAUUUGCAAUAUAAUUCAAUUUUUCUGCAAUAAGAUGGUCAUCUGCAUAAUGCACGGUGAUUGUUUGAUUU
Molecule: messenger RNA, 2113 nt
Organism: Amborella trichopoda
Lineage: Eukaryota; Viridiplantae; Streptophyta; Magnoliopsida; Amborellales; Amborellaceae
Gene: DIT2.1
Product: dicarboxylate transport 2.1
Biological process (GO): transmembrane transport
Cellular component (GO): membrane
Molecular function (GO): transmembrane transporter activity
Source: RefSeq, a predicted model, not a curated record